Molecule: messenger RNA, 1260 nt
Organism: Melanotaenia boesemani (Boeseman's rainbowfish)
Lineage: Eukaryota; Metazoa; Chordata; Actinopteri; Atheriniformes; Melanotaeniidae
Product: natterin-3-like
Exons: 3
Coding region: 1-1260 (419 amino acids)
Source: RefSeq, a predicted model, not a curated record
AUGGAGGAUUUAAUCGAAAGAGAAGAUCUGAUAUGUGGAUUUUCUGUAGAUCAUAAACCGAUGGGGUGGUGUGUCGUUGGUGUCCUGGCAGUGCUGCAGCUCUCCUGCUCGGCUCUGCAGCCUGACCCCCUCCUCUACAUCUCCCAUGUGCGGGACAGCCAAGAAAAACCCAACAAGCUAUGGCUUAACCCUGUGCUGGAAAAUGUGGUUCCUUCCCGUGAAGUCAUCAACCCUCCCACAAUGAGAGAGACUCCAGAAGCCGAGACGUCAGACUCCUUCCCAAUGUUUGGUGAAAACGCAAAUCUGAAGUGGGUGACAUGGGAUGGUGUCCUCAUAAAUGGUGCUGUAGCCAUCUUCAACGGUUACACAGAGCGCACUGACUAUGUGUGCAAAGUUAACUGUGAGGCCGGUUUCUACACACCCAGCAAAGGGAACCUCUGCCAUUACCCUUAUGCAGAUAAAGAGUAUGCAUCCUCCAAGUUCGAACUACUGGUCAAUGUGGACAAUUUUGAGUUCCUGAUGUGGGUUGAAGACUCAUAUGGCUCCGUCCCUCAGUAUGCCAUCAAAACUUGCUCCUCCUCAGACAUCUAUGUGGGCAAGAACAAGUAUGGACUUGGUAAAGUAGUAACCCAACACAAAGCUUUCUUCCUCCCCUGGGAGGGUGAUGAGUACUGGUAUAAGAAAUACCAGGUCCUUGCUAUAAACAGAGACAGCUACAGCCAGCACAUCUCACACGUGGACUACGCCAUUGACCAGAUGGAGCUGUUCUACCAUCCUCCAGAGGCCCUGAAGCUCACUAGGGUUACCAACCUAGAGUGCCGAGAUGUGGAGAAGACAGUGACUUUGGAGAAGACUGAGACGACGGAGAAGACCUGGGGCAUUGGGAGGGAGACCCGGAACGGCUCUGUGUCCACAAUGACAGCCAAAAUUCCCAUCCUCAGUGCUGGGGACGUAGACUUCACCAAGGAGCAGACGGUGACAUUCUCAGAGGGGACCACCAUGGUGGAGUCCAUCAGUCACUCAGUGUCCGUGCAGCUACUGGUCCCACCCAACCACUCCUGCGCCGUGAGGAUGGAUGGACGGAAGAUGACGGCAAAUAUCCCAUUCACAGGCAGGCUGAGCAGGACCAACCACAACGGAGACACCCACUGGACAUACAUCACCGGCACCUAUGAUGGUGUAAGCGUUGGUGAGAUCAACGCUGUGGUGGAGAGGUGUCAGCCAGUAACCGAGCCGGCGCCCUGCUCCCCGACACCGUGA